CGGGAGGUGCCCGGGGACGGGGCGGCCUCGCCUCGGAGCGCUGUGCGGUUGCUCAUGAGAACAAAGAGGAAUGCUUAACCAUAAAUAGCUUCAAGAUACUGAUGGCAGAUUCAUCCAGUGAUUCAGACAACUUUCUUAGGGGUCGAAUUGGAAGGCGGCCUUUGAGAGCAUCCCACAACAGAGCUCAGAACUAUGGUGCUGAAGAAGUUAAAGAGAAGAUCCAUACUUUAGCAAGCACUUUGCAGGAUACCAACAGAAAUCUAAGACAUGUCGACCAUUUGCUAGGACAAUACAGAGAAUACAACAAGGAACAAACCAAAGCAAUAACAACUUUAAAAGAAACACUGGAGCAAUCUAUAGGUCAAUUAAGGAGCCAGCGACUAACACGAAACUCUGUAAUGAGAAGUGCAUCUCUCUCAAGCUUGUGUCCCAGUGACCUGGAUGGAGAAGGAACAUCAGGCAACCGCCACUUCCUGCCCACUUCUCCUCUGAGGGGUUAUGGAGACUCACGGGGCAAUAAACAUCGAAGGUCUAGAUCUGCAAAUGUUCGAUUUGUCCAUGAGGCAGAUAAUGUGGACCAGCUGCAUUCUUUCCACCAGUCUCUUCGAGAUCUCAGCAGUGAACAGCUUCGCCUGGGAGAUGAUAUCAGUCGUGAGCUUUCAAGAAGAAAUCGGACUGAUGCUGAAUUAAGAAAGACUCUAGAAGAAUUGUCUGAAAAGGUCACUGAGUCCCAAAGACAAGAAACGGUAUCAGAACGGGUGGAGAGAAGACUUCAGGAGAUAGAAGAAGAAAUGCGUGCUGAACGACAGCUCGUAGAAAGGCGCCAGGAGCAGCUGGGACACGUGUCUCUUCAAUUACAGGAGGUUUUAAAGAAGCAAGAUGCUAAAGCAGAUGAAACAGAAGAACUCAUGAGAAACAAACUUGUGAAAUAUGAAAGCAAAAAGCACCAGCUUGAGCAGGAAUUGGAGCAGUCCCGGAAAAAGUUGAGUGAAUCUGAAGACAGUAGAGAAGCUCUUUUGCAUCAGAUUGAGGAUCUUCGUUCCCAGCUUUCAAGAGCAGAGGAAGAACGUUUAGAAUUGCAACAUCAAAUUUCAUACGCUGCUAUGCAUCGCCAGAGCUUCCAGGAUGUACAGGAUGAUGACAGGAGAAUUAGAGCAGUAGCUGAAAGAUAUGAGAGAGAGAAGCAAGAUCUAGAGAAACAUAUUUUGGAACUUAAAGCAAAGCUGAGUCAUAAUGCUGUAAUGUCAGAGGUAGAAGAACUGAAGAGAUGUAUAGAGCGCAAGGACAAGGAGAAAGCACAGCUUGUAAUGCAUAUACAGGUGUUAACAUCUGAUCUGGAAAAUAGGGAGAAGCAGCAGGAAAAAAUGCUGGACCAGCUAAAGGAGAUACAGGAUUGCUACAAAGCUUGUGAGAAUGAACGUAGACAAAAUGAACUCCAGUCUGCUGAGUUAGCUCAACAGGCUGAAGAGAGUACCAAGGAAGCAGAACGGUAUCUCACUGAAUUCAAGCAUUCAGAGGCACUCAGGCUGGAGAUUGAGAAAAAAAGGGAAGAUUUGAAGGUGAGAGCCCAGGAAACCAUCCGCCAAUGGAAAUUGAAAUGUAAGAAACUGGAUCGUGAGAUAGAAAAACAAAAUCAAACUAUCAGUGAAAUGAUGAACAAGAGUAGUCAGGCCCUCAAAGAAAAAGAUGAUCUCAAAAGUCAGCUUCUGUCUGCUAUAAGCCAAAUAGAAAACCUUCGGAAGGAGCUGAAUGAUGUGCUUACAAAGAGAGCCCAGCAGGAAGAACUUCUCCACUGUAAAGAGGUAAAACUGGAUGAAAUGGAGUCACACCAGGUAUCUCUUGAAGAAGAGAUAAAAGAAAUUCAAGGUACUGUCAAAAAAUUGGAGAAUGAGUUGAAAAAGCAAGUCGUUGUACAAAAUCAAGUGCAAGCUGAGAAGGAACACUUGAAGACAGAACUUGCAAAUAUUAACUUAUUUCAUAAAAAAGACCAAGAACGACUCCUAGAAAUGCAAGCAGAUGUAAAAAAUUUAAGCGCCAUACGUGUGGAACUAACAAACAGAAUAGCAGAAGAGGAGAAAGCCAAAAAGGAAUUACUUAAGAGCCUCUCAGACCUCCAGAAACAGCAGGAAUCUAGUCAUGAAGAGAUGAUUUCAGCUAACAGGCAGCUGAAGAUGGAAAGAGAAAUUCACCAACAGGAGUUGGCAGAUCUUAGAUCAGAGUUACAAAAUGUGAAAAUCAAACAUGAACAAAAUGUUCAAGAGCUCAUGAAACUCCUUAAACAAGAAAAAGAUGAUGCAGAGGCUCAGAUUAGAAUGCUAAAGGUGAUUUGUUACUUUUUGUCUGAACUCAUCAUUACAUUGCAUUUGGAUUUCAAUUUUAUGGACAUACUUUUCUUCCAAAUUAAGAUGGAAAUUUUAGAAGAGAAAAACAUAGUCAAGUCUCAGUGUCGACAACUGGAAAAAAUAAAAGUUGAGUGUGAUAAAUUGACGGAAGAAUUAAUCCAAAACAAGGAAGAAAAUACAAAAUUAAAACGGAAAUGUGAGUUUGUAAAACAAGAACUGGAGAAAAAGGAAAAACAGAUCAGCAAUGAAGAAGAUCAUUUGAGAAAGAUGAGUGAGGCCAGACUGCAGUUUAAAGAUCAGCUGCGUCACUUGGAGAUGGAGCAGCAGUCCGUUCUCUCCAUGAUAGGAAGUGAAAUUGAUGCUGCUUGUGAAAUCUUUUCUCGGGAUUCCAUGGAGAAAUUCAAAGCAAUAUCCCUUACACCAACAGUACUGAAUGAUCCUCAUCGCUGGUUAGCAGAAACAAAGACUAAGCUUCAGUGGCUGUGUGAGGAGGUAAAGGAAAGAGAAAGUAAGGAAAAAAAGCUGCGAUGCUACUUGCUGCAAAGCCGGGAGCAGCUCAAGCACUUUACACAGAUAAAGGAGACUGAACAUCAGUCUCUCUUUAAACAGAUAAAAACCCAAGAAAAACUUUUGGAAGAAGUUCACAGAGAAAAAAGAGAGCUACUAGAGAAGACACACAGAAAAGAGGAAGAAAUGGGAGCUCUCCAGGAACGUAUUAUGGCCUUAGAAAUGAGUACCCGAGUAGCUUUAAACCACCUGGAGUCUGUGCCUGAGAAACUGAGCCUGUUAGAAGAUUGCAAAGAUACUGAAGAGUCCCGUUGCCGAAGGGAGAUGAUUGAGGAGAGGUAUAUGAAGUAUAAAGAAAUAGUGAGUUCUUUGCAGCAACAGCUGGAAGAUUCAAAGCAAAGAGUCAGUCGAGUCAAGGAUGUGAAAAUGAAUGCUAACAUUUCUGAUAUAGAAGUGGCUACUCAGUCUUCUAGUUGGCGAUCUCAAAACAGCUUUUUGUGCAGCUCACUGCUUUCAAGUUCAGGUUCACUUAUGAAAGGGAUGGUUCCUUUGGAUACAAGUGCCACCAAGGAAGAUUCUACUAAUGUUGCUGUUAGUGAAAUGAAGCCGCAAGCAGAAGGAGGAAAGCAGUAGAAUAUUUUACAAAACCACACCAGUUUUCUCUGUGACAUGGGACUUACUCCAAGCAAUUCCUGAAGGCAGGGUUGUGAGUCUUCAUUGCAUCUCAGGAGAUAGUUGGUACCUUUGCAGGAUCAAAGUUGCUAGCUGUACUUGUAAUUUAAAGUAUAACAUAAAAACUUGUCAUUUUUGUAAGCUAACAUAAUAAAUUA
Ficedula albicollis (Collared flycatcher) is the source of this 3679-nucleotide messenger RNA. RefSeq names its product centrosomal protein 128 (gene CEP128). The coding region runs from base 102 to 3482 and encodes 1126 amino acids. Lineage: Eukaryota; Metazoa; Chordata; Aves; Passeriformes; Muscicapidae. The record is from RefSeq and is a predicted model, not a curated record. The transcript is spliced from 27 exons.